Messenger RNA from Lachnellula hyalina, 603 nucleotides. RefSeq names its product Ankyrin-2 (gene ANK2). The record is from RefSeq and is a predicted model, not a curated record. Gene Ontology annotation, molecular function: protein binding. Bases 1 to 603 code for a protein of 200 amino acids. The transcript is spliced from 2 exons. NCBI's taxonomy places the organism in Eukaryota, Fungi, Ascomycota, Leotiomycetes, Helotiales, Lachnaceae.
AUGGAAAAUGUCCAAAACUCUCAGGACGAUGCCAGCUGUUUCCAGUGGCCCUCUUGUUCAGACCGCAGAAACAAGAGAAAGGAGAAAUAUGACUACCAAGAGGCAAAACUUCCCUAUCCUUUUCUGGAAUAUGCGGUUACUAAUUGGGCAUUUCAUGCCAGCAAGUAUGAUGUUGAGGACGAAGAAUUUUACCAUUGUGUUGCCGAGUUCCUGGAUCCAAAUAGUGUAGAUUUUAGGACGUGGUUAGAGCUCGAGUGGAUUGGUGGGCAGAAGUCUGUGCCAACACCUCUACACAUUGCCGCUUUCGCUGGUCUUAUCACAUAUGCCAGGACAUUGAUUGAAGAAGGUGUCUCGGUGAAUCUUGGUGAUGGCGAAGACCGCACGCCAUUACACUGGGCUUGCACACGAGGUCAUACUUCAAUGGCCGCCCUUCUCCUCGAAGGGGGCGCAAUCGCCAAUGCUGAAGAUGUUCGAGGUGUGACGCCCAUUCGUGAAGCGGCAAGGGGAAACCAUGCGACCGUUGUGAAGCUGUUGCUAGACGCCGGUGUUCUAUCGUCCUGGUCUAAGCCCGCUUAUAUUACACGGUGCCGAUCCUAUAAGUAA